AUGUCGUCAAACCACGCCUCUCUCGAUGCGGCAUCCACCGACCGCAAAGCCCGCCUGGCCAAGCUGGCUGCGCUGAAGCGCAAACAACCCGAACCAGAGCCAUUAACCGAGGCCCGCGCAGAUAAUGAGGAGUUAGGCGACGCCGCCCCCGACGUGACAACCUCCUACCUUUCCGGCCGGAAUUAUGAUGCCGAGACUCGCGGACCAAAACUGGGCUUUGAGCAAGGCCCGCAAGAAGGCCAAGUGACGGUGGAAACUCAGGCGGCAGAUAUCGCACAGAAAAUUGCGGAACAGGCCAAGAAGGACGAAGAGGCCGAUCAACCGAUUGAUUUAUUCAAGCUACAACCAAAAAAACCAAACUGGGACUUGCGGCGCGAUCUGGACGAAAAGCUCAAGACUCUCAAUGUGCGGACCGAGAAUGCAAUUGCCCGGCUGGUGCGACAGCGGAUAGAGAAUGCGCAGCGAGCGGCGAAGGAACGAGGGUCAAAAUCCAAUGGACAGGGAGAGGAAGUGGGAAUCGAGGGUGAGAUGCUGGUGGAGGGCAUCCAUAUGCGCGAACGCGAAGAAAACGAGGAAACGAUUUGA
This is a messenger RNA of Penicillium alfredii, 585 nucleotides long. RefSeq names its product CCDC12/cwf18 family protein. The transcript has a single exon. Lineage: Eukaryota; Fungi; Ascomycota; Eurotiomycetes; Eurotiales; Aspergillaceae. The coding region runs from base 1 to 585 and encodes 194 amino acids. The record is from RefSeq and is a predicted model, not a curated record. Gene Ontology annotation, cellular component: post-mRNA release spliceosomal complex; U2-type spliceosomal complex.